AUGUCUCUUCUGAUCGUGCAGUGGGCGGGGGAGUUGACGGGAGGGAGGGCAAAAGCUGGUGUCAGACUUACCGCUGUGGCUUCAACCGUGAUGGCUUCGCCCGUGAUGGGCGAAAAGUCUGAUUAUGAGUCCCUUGAAAGCCUCUCCUCAAGAGCUAUAAGAGCCUCCGAGUCUGUAAAUACCAACAACCAAACCAACCCCACGAUGACGACCUUGACAGAAGACCUGGUGAACAACGCUAGAAGCCUCGCCGACUAUGUGAAAGAGAUCGCGUCAGCAAAGUCAGAGAGUCGAGAUAGGCAGCGGAAACUCACCGUUGGGCACGAUCCACGAAGCGUAGCAACGCGGCCGCAGAGCAUCGCCAACAUGUCCCACGCCAAGAAGGGCAUCAUCAGCACCAACGAGACGGACAGGGCCGUGUCUGUAGGUGGUAGAAGAGAAAACCAGUUAGUGCGCGUUCUCCUGGGACGUUGGAUGUUCUGCCGCUGGCACGACGGGGAGGGGAAUUGCCUACCGAUAUGGCGCCUCGGCUUCCUCCUACAGCUCGAGGAUAAUCGCCUUAGACGGCAUUGGAAGUCCAUCAGAAAGCUCUCUCGAGUGCUCCGGCACAUCCACCGCCAUCUCCGCGAUGGCAAGACUCCCGGCGCCCACGCACAAGAGUGGGUUGCCUACCUCCAGACACUGCCAGACACGGGAGAUCAGAAACGGGCGGGAAGAGGGGCGAAGAUGAUGCCUACCAACAAGCUGUCGAAACUGCGAUUCUGGCGAUCCCUUGACGAGGGAGAGGGUGGAAUGGAGGAAAGGAUGGGUGACUUGUCUCGAAAUCUCAGCGUCAGCGUCGGUCUUCCAAGGUAUUGUACGACAAAAAUGACUUACGAAAAGGGUUGA
Messenger RNA from Colletotrichum lupini, 888 nucleotides. RefSeq lists its product as uncharacterized. The record is from RefSeq and is a predicted model, not a curated record. The transcript has 3 exons. Lineage: Eukaryota; Fungi; Ascomycota; Sordariomycetes; Glomerellales; Glomerellaceae. Bases 1 to 888 code for a protein of 295 amino acids.